AUGCUUGAGGACGAGAAGAAGGCAUCCGACAUGGGUCAUGUCGAGGUGCAUCAAGUCCUUCGAAAAGACUCGAUUCACGUCGCCGGCGAGGGCGAUAAGGAGCUUUUGCGUGAGGACGAGUUUACCGACAAGGAAUACCACCGCCUACGCUGGAAGGUAGAUCUGAUCAUCAUGCCACUACUUAUGAUCCUGUAUGGUCUCCAGUAUGCCGACAAGACGAGUCUGAGUCGCGGCGUCAUCUUCGGUCUCAAGGAGGACACGGGUCUCGGGGAUGCAGAGUAUCCGAACCUCACGACGUUCUUCUACAUGAGUUAUGCGGUCGCGCAGUAUCCGAUGGCGUGGGUUUUGCAACGGUUCCCAAUUGGACGUGCGUUGGGAACUUGUGUGAUUAUCUGGGGAGGGCUGGUUAUCGCCCUCGCUGGGUGCAACAAUUACGCUUCGCUCGCGGUCGUGCGCGUCCUCCUCGGAUGGUUCGAGUCGGUCGUCACUCCAGGUUUCGCCAUCUUUACCGCGUCGUGGUACCUCCGUCGCGAGCAGACGUUGCGUCAGAGCAUGUAUUAUGCCAUGAACUCGUGCUUCGCAAUGAUCUUUGGCGUCGGCAUCUAUUACCUUGCUCUCAACGCUCAGCGGAAUGGCGGAUUGGCUGCGUGGCGCGUCAUCAACGUGUUCCUCGGCGGCCUGACAAUUGGCAUGGGCAUAAUCUUUGUCAUCAUGGGCGGCGGUCCGGACGAAGUCUGGUGGCUCAGCAAGCGGGAGAAACGGAUGGCUAAGGCGCGUAUCGUCUCGAACGCGACUGGGGGAGGCGAACAACACCCUUGGCGAUGGGAACAGGUACGCGAGUGCUUCCGCGACCCCCAGUGGUGGUUUAGCGUGGGCUUCAACCUUCUCGGGUGUGUGUAUAAUGGCGCCCUGACGACGUUUGACUCACUCAUUUACGAGAGUUUUGGGUUCACCAACCUCGAGGUCAUCCUGUUCAGCAUGCCGACGUACGGUCUGACCUUUGUGAUGAUCAUCACAAUGGGAUUUCUGGUAUACAAGUGGCCGCGCCUACGCUUCCCUAUUGCGCUGGUAUCGCAGACGAUUGUGGCGUUCGUGCUCUUAUUUGUUGGCCUCGCAAACGUCGGCAAAUGGGCCAAAUGGGCAGUCUUCAUGUGGUCGCUCAUGGACACGAUCGCGUCCUUUGUCAUGGCGUGGCCCAUCAUCUCCGUCAAUGUCGCUGGCCGUACGAAGAAAUCCUUCUUCGGCGCCUCCUCCCUCGUCUCGUACUGUAUUGGUAACCUCGUCGGUGCCCAGAUUAUGCGCCCCAACGAUGCGCCACGAUAUACAAAGGGUCUCACAGCUGCAGCGGUUAUUCUUAUUGGUAACAUUGUGCUCACCGCCAACUGGUGGUGGUACUAUGUUCGGGAGAACCGCAAACGACGCGCUGAGAACGAGGGCAUGUCGGACGAGGAGAUUACCAAGCAGAGCGAGAUUAACGGUCUGAUGGACCUCACCGACCGCCAGAACCGCCAGUUCUUGUACCUGUGCUAG
Cutaneotrichosporon cavernicola is the source of this 1530-nucleotide messenger RNA. RefSeq lists its product as uncharacterized. The record is from RefSeq and is a predicted model, not a curated record. Lineage: Eukaryota; Fungi; Basidiomycota; Tremellomycetes; Trichosporonales; Trichosporonaceae. Gene Ontology annotation, molecular function: transmembrane transporter activity. Gene Ontology annotation, biological process: transmembrane transport. The coding region runs from base 1 to 1530 and encodes 509 amino acids. The transcript has 4 exons. Gene Ontology annotation, cellular component: membrane.